Messenger RNA from Homarus americanus (American lobster), 2844 nucleotides. RefSeq lists its product as uncharacterized. NCBI's taxonomy places the organism in Eukaryota, Metazoa, Arthropoda, Malacostraca, Decapoda, Nephropidae. Bases 1 to 2844 code for a protein of 947 amino acids. The record is from RefSeq and is a predicted model, not a curated record. The transcript is spliced from 3 exons.
AUGAACUUAUAUAACUUGACGGUGCGUGCUGGUGGCUGCCUCACAGAUCACAGACACGUCCAGGGAACAUCAAACACCGAUCACCGGCACGUCUCAGGAACAUCAAACACCGAUCACCGACGCGUCCAGGAACAUCAAACACCAUCACCGACAGUCCAGGAACAUCAAACACCGACACCACGGCCCAGGGAACAUCAAACACCAAUCACGGACACGUCCAGGGAACAUCAAACACCGAUCACUGACACGUCCAGGGAACAUCAAACACCGAUCACUGACACGUCCAGGGAACAUCAAACAACGAUCACCGACACGUCCAGGGAACAUCAAACACCGACACCGACACGUCCAGGGAACAUCAAACACCGACACCGACACGUCCAGGGAACAUCAAACACCGAUCACAGACACGUCCAGGGAACAUCAAACACCAAUCACAGACACAUCACUGACACGUCCAGGGAACAUCAAACACCGGACACCGACAUCAGGAACAUCAAACACCGAUUACUAACGUCCAGGGAACAUCAAACACCGAUCACCGACACGCCAGGGAACAUCAAACACCGAUCACUGACGCGUCCAGGAACAUCAAACACCGACACCGACACGUCCAGGAACAUCAACACCGACACGACGUCCAGGGAACAUCAAACACCGAACACUGACACGUCCAGGGAACAUCAAACACCGAUCACCUACACGCCCAGGGAACAUCAAACACCAAUCACCACACGCCAGGAACAUCAAACACCGAUCACCGACACGCCAGACACAACACAGCCAGAAAUCAAACACCGAUCACUGCGCUGCCCAGGAAUAUCAAACACCGAUCACAGACGCCGUCCAGGGAACAUCAACACGGAUCACCGACGCGCCAGGAACAUCAAACACCAAUCACCGACACGUCCAGGGAACAUCAAACACCGAUCACUGACGCGUCCAGGAACAUCAAACACCGAUCACCACACGCCCAGGAACAUCAAACACCGAUCACCACACGCCAGGGAACAUCAAACACCGAUCACUGACACGUCCAGGGAACAUCAAACACCGAUCACCGACACGCCAGGAACAUCAAACACAAUCACCGACACGCCAGGAACAUCAAACACCGACACACGCCAGGAACAUCAAACACCGAUCACCGACGCGCCCAGGAACAUCAAACACGGAUCACCGACGCGUCCAGGGAACAUCAAACACCAAUCACUGACGCGUCCAGGGAACAUCAAACACGGAUCACCCGGGAACAUCAAACACCGAUCACCGACACGUCCAGGAACAUCAAACACCGAUCACGACACGUCCAGGGAAUAUCAAACACCGAUUCACCGACACGUCCAGGGAACAUCAAACAAUCGACACCGACACGUCCAGGGAACAUCAAACACCAAUCACUGCACACGUCCAGGGAACAUCAAACACCGAUCACCGACACGUCCAGGGAACAUCAAACACCGAUCACCGACACGUCCAGGGAACAUCAAACACCGAUCACCGACACGUCCAGGGAACAUCAAACACCGAUCACCGACACGUCCAGGAACAUCAAACACGGAUCACCGACACGUCCAGGAACAUCAAACACCGAUCAACCGACGCCGUCCAGGGAACAUCAAACACCGACAACCGACCAGGAACAUCAAACACCGAUCACCACACGUCCAGGGAACAUCAACACCAUCACCGACGCGUCCAGGAAUAUCAAACACCAUUCACCGACACGCCAGGGAACAUCAACACCGAUCACCGACGGCCCAUGGAACAUCAAACACCGAUCACGGACACGCCAGGGAACAUCAAACACCGAUCACCGACACGUCCAGGGAACAUCAAACACCGAUUCACCGGACGUCCAGGAACAUCAAACACCGACACCGACACGUCCAGGAACAUCAAACACCGAUCACUGACACGUCCAGGGAACAUCAAACACCGAUAACCGACACGUCCAGGGAACAUCAAACACCGAUCACAGACACGUCCAGGGAACAUCAAACACCAAUCACUGACACGUCCAGGGAACAUCAAACACCGAUUCACCGACACGUCCAGGGAACAUCAACACCGAUCACCGACACGUCCAGGGAACAUCAAACACCGAUUCACCGACACGUCCAGGGAACAUCAAACCGAUCACCGACAGGUCCAGGGAACAUCAAACACCGAUUCACCGACACGUCCAGGGAACAUCAAACACCGAUCACAGACACGUCCAGGAACAUCAAACACCGAUCACCGACGCGUCCAGGAACAUCAAACACCGAACACCGACACGUCCAGGGAACAUCAAACACCGAUCACCGACACGUCCAGGAACAUCAAACACCGGUCACCGACGCGUCAGGGAACAUCAAACACCGAUCACCGACACGUCCAGGGAACAUCAAACACCGAUCACCCCACGCGCCAGGGAACAUCAAACACCGAUCACCGACACGUCCAGGAACAUCAAACACCGAUCACCGACACGUCCAGGAAAUCAAACACCGAUCACCGGCACGUCCAGGGAACAUCAAACACCGACACCGACGCGUCCAGGAACAUCAAACACCGACACCGACACGUCCAGGGAACAUCAAACACCGAUUCACCGACACGUCCAGGGAACAUCAAACACGGACACCGACGCGUCCAGGAACAUCAACACCGAUCACCGACCCCACAGGAACAUCAAACCCGAUCACAGACGCGCGCCCAGAAACAUCAAACACCGACACAGACGGCCCAAGAAACAUCAAACACCGAGGCUGCAGGAAACAUCAAACACCGAUCACCACACGUCCAGGGAACAUCAAACACCAUUGCUGCAGGGAACAUCAAGGAUCGAUCCAGGAAUAA